This is a messenger RNA of Arvicola amphibius (Eurasian water vole), 1651 nucleotides long. RefSeq names its product interferon-inducible GTPase 1-like. Gene Ontology annotation, molecular function: GTP binding; GTPase activity. The transcript is spliced from 2 exons. Gene Ontology annotation, cellular component: endoplasmic reticulum membrane. The record is from RefSeq and is a predicted model, not a curated record. Gene Ontology annotation, biological process: cellular response to interferon-beta; defense response. Lineage: Eukaryota; Metazoa; Chordata; Mammalia; Rodentia; Cricetidae. Bases 180 to 1433 code for a protein of 417 amino acids.
CUCUCCUAUGUGAUUGGAUAGCACACUCUGAAGGUGGGACAAAAGUCAAGACAAAAGAAGUGCCCAACUUCCUUGUUUCUGCUGCAAAGACUCCAGCACAGCUGAGGGCUAUCCCUGUCCUGAGCAGUGAGAGCAUCCCCUGGACACAGGAUUUUCUGUGCCAUUAAUUGCUCACAGUCAUGGGUCAACUGUUCUCUUCAUCUAAUGAGCGCCACCAAGAUUUGGCCUCCAGCUUUACUGAAUAUUUUAAGAAGUUCAAGGUAGGAAGCAAAAUCAUCCCUCAGGAAACCAUAGCUUCAAUUGAGUUAAGUCUGUCACAAGGAAACAUGCAGGGAGCAAACACUUCGAUCACUAAUGCAUUAAAAGAAAUGGACAGCACCCCACUCAAUGUUGCUGUGACUGGAGAGUCUGGGUCAGGGAAGUCCAGCUUCAUCAAUGCCCUGAGGGGGAUUGGGCACGAAGAGGAAGAUGCAGCUGAAACUGGUGUGGUGGAAACUACCAUGAAGAGACAUCGCUAUACGCACCCCAAUAUUCCCAAUGUGGUUUUUUGGGACCUGCCUGGGAUUGGAACCACAAAUUUCCCACCCAAAGAUUAUCUGGAGAAAAUGAAAUUCAACGAGUAUGAUUUCUUCAUCAUUGUGUCUGCCACACGCUUUAAGAAAAAUGAUAUAGACCUCGCCAAAGCAAUCAGCAUGAUGAAGAAGGAUUUCUACUUCGUGAGAACCAAGGUGGACUCUGACUUGAAAAAUGAGAAGGAAUUCAAACCACGAACCUUUGACAGAGAAAAGGUCCUGCAGCAGAUCCGUGAUAGUUGUGUGAGGAUCUUUCAGGAGAAUAAGGUUGAGCAACCACCCAUCUUCUUGAUCUCUAAUAACAUCUUAUCUGAUUAUGAUUUCCAAAUCCUGAUGGACAAGGUGGUGAAUGCUCUCCCUGUACACAAACGUCACAAUUUUAUGCUCUCCUUGCCUAAUAUUACAGAUGCAGCCAUUGAAAAGAAGCGGCAGUUCCUGAAGCAAAGGAUUUGGCUCGAAGCCUUUGGGACUGACCUACUCAAUAUGAUCCCUUCACUGACUCUCUUAAUGGACAGUGAUGUGGAGAAUCUUAGGAAAAGCAUGAACUACUAUCGAGCUGUCUUUGGAGUGAAUGAUGCAUCCUUGCAGAGUUUGGCUAAGGACUGGAAAGUGUCAGUGGAUCAGCUCAAGGCAAAGAUGAAGUCUCCUCAUGUGUUUGAAACAACAAAGAAAGAAACAACACAAGAAAGGCUUUCAAGACUUUAUGAGGAGUUCUGUUUGGCUAACGGGCACCUAGUUGCUAAGAAUGUUUAUGUUAAAGAAUUGUUUUACCUGAAAUAUUCUUUCCUUGACAUGGUGACAGAUGAUGCUAAUGCUCUUCUCAGAGAGAUAUGUGUAAAAAAUAACUUGGUUUCCGAUUAGGCUGAAAUCUUGUAGCUGUCAAAAAUCAGAAUCAAUGACAGAAAAAUAGGACACUGAUAUUGCAAAACAACAUACUGGGUUAUUCAGGCCAUGCAGGCUUUAUCUAUACUUAGUGAUCAUAUAUCCACAUUAGCUGUAGCAGGGGGAUCAGAUAUGUGUAAAUAUGCUUAAAGCUAAAAGCUAUCUACUCACUUUGAAUAAACCCUCAGAUCGAGUAA